CUGUAUUUCUUGUGAGUGAUUUCUGUCAUUGUGGUUCUCCGUGCUCAGUUGAAAUCACAAUGUUUCUUCUCAACAGUAGCGAUAGUGUGCAUCAUUAUGCCUGUAGAAAGUGCUGAACCCCAGGCUGCCUCCUCAGUCUCCAGGCCGGUUAGUGCUGCCCUCACCCCUGGAGUGUCAGAGGAGGAUGGUGCUACAUGGGGCUCAGCAAUCUGCACUUUCCCUGAAAACAACCAGGGCUCUGAGGCAGCUGCUGCUUAUCCCGCUAACACUGGACCAGGAGAGAGUAAUAAUGGUGUCAAGAGGUCAGGAGCCUUGGUACAGAUCAACCGCCAGCACAUUCAAGAAGCUUCUGCCAGUUCUGGAGCCGAUGAGCUUCAGGGCCUUGGAGUGGCUGUGUAUGACCAGGAUGUCCUCGAGCAAGGUGUUCUGCAACAAGUGGACCAGGCCAUCCAGGAGGCUUCUCAAGCUGCUACCAAAGCAGAGGCUGAGAAGGAGUACCAGUCAGUGCUGGAUGAUGUCAGGUCUGUCACAUCAUCCCUGAAACAAAUCAACAAGAUCAUCGAGCAGCUGUCUCCCUAUGCAGCCUCUAGCAAGGACAUCGGUAGAAAGAUCGAGUCUGUCAAAAGACAGAAAGAAAACAAGGAGAAGCAACUGAAGAAAGUCCGAGCGAAACAGAAGCGACUUCAGGCCAUUCUGGAAGGAGAGGAUGUUCAGAGAGUAGAAGCUGAACUGCUGGCUGAAGAUGACGGAGAGGAAGAACCGAGACCAUCCACGCUGGGCAGCAUGCUCAUGCCAGCUCAGGAGACCGAAUGGGAGGAGCUGAUCCGGAAAGGCCACAUGACUCCUUUUGGGACUCGAAUACAACAGAAAGAGACAAAGAAAGAGCCGCGAAAGCUGAUGCUGGCUGAGAACUCUGCCUUUGACCAGUACUUGGCGGACCAGGCCAAGUUAGCCACCGAAAGAAAGAAAUUACCUCUUGUAAAAAGGAAGAAAAGUUCAGCUCCGAGCCCCUGUGAGAACACCAAGGGGAAAAAGAGCAAAACUGCCUCCACGUCCAAGGAUAGAAAACUAAAGAAGCGCAUUAGAAAGCUGCAGAUAACUGCUCUGAAGGCCCAUCCUAAGGCUCGACCGAAGGCCGAGCCGCAGCUCCAUAAACCAAGGAGGAGGCGACGCGCCGAGGGGGAGGACACGGACAGCGAGGGGUCCGAGUAUCUGCCCGGCGAUGAAGGGCUAGAUUUUGAGCAGGAGGAGAGAGACGCCAUGGAGGAAGGUUUUGGAGAUGACAACGAUGAGGAGUACGAGUUAAAACCGUACAAGGGCAAAACUGAGGGAAGAGGGAGGAAGAAAGUUAAAAAAAAUGACAGUGAAGAAGAAUACUGUCCUGGCAGCUCAGAUGAAGAGGAGGAAGAAGGGAAAAAAGACAGAAAGCACAAAGACGACGGAGAUGUGGAGUUCUACAGACAGCGAAUAAGGAGUUGGAGGCGGCAGCGGCUUCGAGAGCGCGAGGAGAAGCGAGCGAACGGAGAGGAGCUCACAGACGAAAGCGAUGCCGAGUUUGACGAAGGUUUCAAAGUUCCUGGUUUUCUCUGGAAAAAACUUUACAAAUACCAGCAGACUGGUGUGCGGUGGAUGUGGGAACUCCACUGUCAGCAGGCAGGCGGUAUCCUGGGAGAUGAGAUGGGAUUGGGCAAAACCAUUCAGGUCAUCAGCUUUCUGGCCGGACUAAGCUACAGCAAACUGAGAACUAGAGGGUCCAACUACAGGUACGCAGGUUUGGGUCCAACCAUCAUUGUGUGCCCAGCUACAGUCAUGCACCAGUGGGUGAAAGAGUUUCACACCUGGUGGCCUCCUUUCAGGGUGGCAGUUCUUCAUGAAACUGGCUCGUUCACCAGCAAUAAGGAAAAACUGAUUCCCGAAAUAGCAUCAUGUCAUGGAAUCCUGAUUACCUCCUAUUCAGCUGUGAGAAAUUUGCAAGAGGCCUUACUGCGCUACAACUGGCACUAUAUCAUACUAGAUGAGGGCCAUAAGAUCAGAAAUCCAAACGCUGGGGUUACCACGGCCUGCAAACAGUUUCGCACUCCUCACAGGUUCAUCCUGUCAGGCUCACCUAUGCAAAACAAUUUGAAAGAGCUUUGGUCUCUGUUCGAUUUUGUCUUUCCUGGCAAACUGGGGACGUUGCCUGUCUUCAUGGAACAGUUUUCGGUGCCAAUAACAAUGGGAGGAUACAGCAACGCCUCACCUGUACAGGUCCAGACUGCCUUCAAGUGUGCGUGUGUGCUGAGGGACACAAUAAAUCCUUACCUGCUCAGAAGAAUGAAGGCAGACGUCAAGGCCAACCUCUCCUUACCUGACAAAAAUGAACAGGUUCUGUUUUGCAGAUUAACUGAGGACCAGCGGCAGGUGUAUCAAAAUUUCUUAGAUUCCAAGGAGGUCUACCAAAUACUAAACGGAGACAUGCAGGUGUUUUCAGGUUUGAUCGCAUUGCGGAAGAUCUGCAACCACCCGGACCUGUUCUCAGGCGGGCCCCGGAUACUGAGGGGGAUCCCGGAGGACCAGCUGACUGAGGAGGAACAUUUCGGCUUCUGGAAACGCUCGGGCAAGCUGAUCGUGGUGGAGUCGCUUCUCCGUCUCUGGUUCAGGCAGGGACAGAGGGUUCUGCUUUUCACACAGUCUAGACAGAUGCUGGAUAUCUUGGAAGUGUUUGUAAGGGAACAGAGCUUCACAUACCUGAAAAUGGACGGGACGACCACAAUAGCUUCCCGGCAGCCGCUCAUCGCUCGCUACAACGAGGACAAAUCCAUUUUUAUUUUCUUGCUGACCACUAAAGUUGGUGGACUGGGAGUCAAUCUGACUGGAGCCAACAGAGUCAUCAUUUAUGACCCAGACUGGAACCCCAGUACUGACACACAGGCUCGGGAACGGGCGUGGAGGAUUGGCCAAACGCAGCAGGUAACCAUCUAUAGACUGCUGACUGCGGGGACCAUUGAAGAAAAAAUCUACCACAGGCAAAUCUUCAAGCAGUUUCUCACCAAUCGUGUUCUGAAGGAUCCAAAACAAAGGCGGUUCUUCAAGUCUAACGACAUCUAUGAGCUCUUCACUUUAGCUGAUCCCACUGGAACUCAGGGAACAGAGACCAGUGCCAUAUUUGCAGGAACUGGCUCUGAUGUCAGAGUGCCCAAGAAACCAGAAAGACCAAAAUCGUCCCGUUACAGCAGCUGCGCAUAUAAAGAAACCUCAGGAAGCCAGAAUGAAGCUGGYACAAACAGCAGAAACUCCUCCAGAGUCAUUCCUCCAACAAAUGAUGGCCAAAUUUCUCCAUCCGGUGAAAWGAUGCUGAGCAAACCAGUGGACAGCCAGAGCUUCAGUCAAAACGGACUGGAUGUAAAGACAAACGUUUUUGUAAAUGGACAAAAUAAUAACGGAGGCUUCAAAGAAGCCAAGCCACUGAACAAAACUGUGUCCCUGGCCAUAAAUCAGCAGCAUUUAGACACCAAAAAACACCAGGAAAAGAGAAARCACUGUAAAACCCCUGCUGAUGGGCACAAGCACAAAAGACAYAAACACUCCCGGGACGCUCGAUUCGAAGGUCAUCGCAUCUCUCACUUGGUGAAAAAAAGGACUUUUAAGAAAGAAGAAAGUGAAGACAAUUCAUCAGAGGGUCAGAAAAAAUCCGACGAUUACGUCUUGGCACGGCUUUUCAAGAAAUCUGGCAUCCACAGUGUGAUGCAACAUGACACCAUCAUGGAGUCCUCCAACCCUGACUACGUUCUUGUGGAAGCAGAAGCCAACAGAGUAGCUAAAGAUGCCCUUAAAGCUCUUAAGAUUUCUCGGCAGCAGUGUAGGCUUCCRUAUAACCGACCCCCUCCUCCACCUGCGAAGAAACGUUUUGGACAAAAGAAGAAUUCUCUUUUAGUUGCACCUUCUGCUCAGCCAACCUCCACUCCAACUAAAUGCAAGGAUGCUGCUAUUGUAAAGAAGUUAAUUUCAAAGAAACCAGGAGCAGGGGCCCAUUUCAGCGGGGAAGGAGCAGACGGCGACUCAAACUCCGCCCCUCUGUCGUCAGCUUCUCUGCUGGCUAAGAUGAGAGCUCGUAAUCACAUCUCCAAGCCCUCCAGUCAGAGAUCAGAGGAAGAGGAGGAGGAGGAAGAAGAAGGCGCAGACGCUCCAAGAACAAGCCAACCUCCAGCCCCACCCACCGAACACGACGAGCUGCUCGUAGAUCUGCGCAACUUCGUGGCCUUCCAGGCGAGCGUGGACGGACAGGCCAGCACACAGGAAGUGCUGGAGUAUUUCAAACCGAGGCUGACGCAGCAACAGGCGCCCGUCUUCAGAGAACUACUCAGGAGCAUCUGUGACUUUCACAGGACCUCUGGUCAGGAGGGUCUGUGGAAGCUGAAGGAACACUUUUGCUAACAGAAGCAGACUUUGUGAUCCAGAUGUGAAAAUCUUUUAAGCUGCAGUGUCUUAAUGUACAUGUUUUUGUUUUGACUGUGCUUCUGUUUUAAUGAAAGGUCAAAACACACUCCCGACUACGACGGUUGAUUAAACAUUAUUCAGCAAAUGUUUUAACAAAAGCGCUUUUAAAGAAGACCUAACUGCAGAAAAAAAUUGCACCGCUUUAACUUUUGUUUUGCACUUUUUGAAUGUAAAUAACUUUUUUUAGUUGGUUUAAAACAUCUGGUGCAGUCAAGCCUUUUUGAACAACUUGAAUAACUUCUCACUGUUUUUUUUUUUUACCUGGUUAUUCUUGAAAUCGGUCAUUUGUACAGUACGUGUCAUGAACUUCAACUAAAUUACCUCAGAUACAUGAAAUGUUUGCUGUCGUAUUUCCAUGACCUCAACUUUGUCAAAUACGUGACAUUUUUCUUUACACUAUGGCACAAUAUUAAACAGAGGGAGUGGAAUCAGGACUAAUCAAAAAUAAAACACUGAAUGAAUGGUUUAGUUUCAAUAUUUUAUUUAGUAUUAAUGCAAUGCAUUUUUCCCCCAUAUGGAAUAAAACUUCAAACAGGUA
This is a messenger RNA of Austrofundulus limnaeus, 5014 nucleotides long. RefSeq names its product excision repair cross-complementation group 6 (gene ercc6). Gene Ontology annotation, molecular function: ATP binding; ATP-dependent activity, acting on DNA. Lineage: Eukaryota; Metazoa; Chordata; Actinopteri; Cyprinodontiformes; Rivulidae. The record is from RefSeq and is a predicted model, not a curated record. Gene Ontology annotation, cellular component: nucleus. The coding region runs from base 97 to 4413 and encodes 1438 amino acids. The transcript is spliced from 22 exons. Gene Ontology annotation, biological process: transcription-coupled nucleotide-excision repair.